This is a messenger RNA of Vespula pensylvanica (western yellowjacket), 1445 nucleotides long. RefSeq lists its product as uncharacterized. The transcript has 4 exons. The record is from RefSeq and is a predicted model, not a curated record. The coding region runs from base 39 to 1307 and encodes 422 amino acids. NCBI's taxonomy places the organism in Eukaryota, Metazoa, Arthropoda, Insecta, Hymenoptera, Vespidae.
AGGAGGAGGAGGAGGAGAGAAAGGAGUUCGAAUCGCUGAUGAAGGAGUUGUAUCGCGACGUUGAUUUUUGGAAUAAGGUCACCGAGCGAAGUUACGACGAAAUGCGAAAGGAACUCGAAGGGAUCUUUGGGAAACGUUUGAAUCUUCUUUCGGAGACACACAUGCGGAAUCUUUACUUUAUGAAUUUUCUCGGUAACCACGAUAGACCGUCUUCCGAAAAGCCGGACUGGCUAGAUAGAGAGAAGUUUCGAAAGGGCCAGCGUUUCGCUCGCGACAAUAUCGCAGGACUUUUCCUAGGGCAGCUCUACGGUUUGUCCUUCUUGUUGUGCCAUGACGACAGUUUGAGAUCCAUUAUAACGACGCAGAAAUCUCACACGCCUUAUUUAGCGUUCAAAAGAUAUUUGUCGACCGGUCAACGCGUACGCAACUGGUAUACGGAAGAUCCUUGGUGCGAAGGUACGAAGGCGUACGAAGAUAUUCAAACGGUCAAGAGGAUGCACCUCGAUGUGAGCACGAAAGUCAAUCGAUUCGAUUACGAGGAGAUGGAAUCGAAGAGUACCAUAAGAAACCCUCACUGCCCGGCCCUUCGAUUUAUAACGGACGACUUUUCGACGAUAUUGCCUCCGGAAUCGUUGUCGGCUCACUUAUACGCGGAACAAUCGAAGCAUUUACGCACGAAUUCGAACGCAAAGAGAAUCAAUCAAUCGGAGAUGGGCUAUACUCUGUUCGGCUUCAUGGGCCUGCCCGUACUCUUUCCCGAUCACUUUGGCAUUUAUCCGAGGACGGACGAGGACCUCGAGAAUUUCUGUUACGUUUGGAGGUGCAUCGGUUAUCUCUUGGGAAUCGACGAGGAGAUGAACAUUUGUCGGGGAAGCUUGGAAGACGUAAAAGCUCGUUGUCGAUCGUACAUCGAAGACCUGGCAAAGCCUGCCUUUCAACGACUCGAGCCGCAAUGGGAACAUAUGAUGAGAUGCGUCGUCGAAGGGAAUCUCUACUUCAUGAACGCUUGCAACUUCGAGACGAUAGUGUUAUGCAUCGCCGACAUCAUGGGCAUCGAAAUGCCGAUCUUCUACUCUUCCUUGACUUAUUCUCAACGUAUCAGAUACUACUUGCACAAAUAUUUUAUACGAUACGGACUGAAAUAUUCAUUCGUACGAUCGCUCGUUAAUAAGCUUCUCAACUCGUUGUUCGACAAGGCCCUCUAUUUCGACGACACGAAGAUUGUCGAAUUGAAGAAAAAGUCUACGAGUUCGCCGUUGCACGUUCCGUUGGCAAUUGACGCACAGCGUAACGCCGAUUCGGUAUAACUUGGAAUGUACGAAUCUACGGCGAAAGGCGAAGGACGAACGCGUUGACGCGUUCCUCGGCAAAAGGAAAGAUCACUAGUGCGUCGAUGGCAAUAACGACAUGAGGAAAAUAAAGUAGACACACUUUGUAUCGAACGU